Messenger RNA from Penicillium riverlandense, 1785 nucleotides. Its product is annotated as serine hydrolase domain-containing protein. NCBI's taxonomy places the organism in Eukaryota, Fungi, Ascomycota, Eurotiomycetes, Eurotiales, Aspergillaceae. The transcript is spliced from 3 exons. The record is from RefSeq and is a predicted model, not a curated record. The coding region runs from base 1 to 1785 and encodes 594 amino acids.
AUGCUGCUUAUAGGUGCUCUUUCUUUGGCACUGGCGGCGGUCGUCAAUGCACAGGGCCAAGGUGUUGAUCCCCUGUUGCCGGAAAAUAGCCCGGGAUCUGAUUGUCCCCUCGCUGGACCAGCAUUUCCUGCUCCUGCCCAUCUGUCAAAUAGCACUCUAUUCCACGACGCCAUACUGGAGUUUGAAGCCCAACUCACCAACCGCAGUUUGGGACUGGAGGGGAAUGAUACUGCUUGGGCGAUAGCUGUGUUUUCGGCAAAGGAGAACAGGACAGUAUACGAGCGCUACUAUACUCCCCCGAUAAACGUCAGUGUCAAAGAAGUCAAUGAGGAUUCUGUGUUUCGCCUUGCAAGUGCCUCAAAAGUCUUCACGGUCUGGGCCUUCCUCAAGGAGUUAGGUGAUUCGCGUUUCAACGAUCCAAUCACCAAAUACGUACCAGAAUUGGCAAACAAGAGCUACCACACUGAUACUGUCUACGACGAUAUCGAAGAUGUGCGGUGGGAAGAGGUUACGUUGGGUGAACUUGCUAGCCAAUCCGCUGGUAUUGCUCGGGAUGUCAACCUGGACGAUUUGUCCGUCAAUUACCCUACGGCAGAUCUAGUGGCUCUGGGCUUCCCCGAGUUAAAGGAAAGUGCCUUCCCUCUAUGUGAUGGCAACUUAACGCAACCACCAUGCACUCGCAAGCAAUUUUUUGAUCUUCUGUUCCAAAAAACACCUAUCUGGCCAUCAUCACAUUCCCCGGCUUAUAGCAACAUCGCAUUCAAUUUGCUCGGUUACGCGCUUGAGUCCAUUACGGGCAAAUCUCUCGAGGAAACAAUGACGAAAUCCAUUUUUGGUGCUCUUAAUAUGAGCCAAAGCAGCUUUAUAAAGCCACCUACCAGCGGUGGAGUCAUACCAGGAGACUUAUUGACUUCUGGCUGGGCAAGGGAUAUCGGCUCUGACAAUGCGGGCGGUGGGGUAUACAUGUCCACCCGCGACUUUGUCAAAGCUGGCCAAGCAAUCCUACAGUCAACACUGCUACCUCCAGCGCAGACUCGCCGUUGGUUGCAGCCACGCAUCCAGACAGGCUACUUGGGUGCCGCAGUGGGUGCACCGUGGGAAAUUACAUUCCUGGAGUCGUCCAACAAUCGCCUAGUUCAGUACUAUACCAAGGACGGAGACUUGAAUGCAUACCAUUCUUCUGUUGUCCUAUCACCAGAGCACCAGAUUGGCUUCACCGUGCUUGCCGCUGGAACAGCAGACUCGAACGCAGCGGUAAUUAGGUCCUUGUUGAAAGUCAAUAUUGGCGAGAUUUUAAUGCCAGCUGUGGAAGAGCAAGCUAAGGAGGAGGCUAGUGUUACGUUCAAUGGCACGUACAUUGACGACGCUACGAAUAGCUCUGUGGUCAUCGCGGCCGGAUAUAAAGGACACACGGGCCUGACUGUUCGAUCCCUUACUAGUAACGGCGUUCCAAUGAUGGGCCCUGGAACCUCUCCAGACGGCUUGCUAGCAUCUGGGCUUUCGAUUGGGAAUACUACUCGACUGUACCCCACAACUCUCAAAACAGUCAGCAAACGAUCAAACGGUCGUGGGACGUACGAUUCACGGCUAGGCUUCCGUGCCUCCUUCCAUCCUGAAAUCGUGAACAAUACAGUAUUGGAUCCGUGCAUUCUUGAUUGGGCUAACCUGGACGGCAUCACUUACGGACGGCAGGGGUUUGACGAUUGGGUCUUUGAUAUAUCCGAAGACGGCAAGGCAACGGGCGUGAAUAUUCGUUUGUUAAGGUUAAAGCUGAAGAAACUAUAA